Molecule: messenger RNA, 666 nt
Organism: Carcharodon carcharias (great white shark)
Lineage: Eukaryota; Metazoa; Chordata; Chondrichthyes; Lamniformes; Lamnidae
Gene: lsm3
Product: LSM3 homolog, U6 small nuclear RNA and mRNA degradation associated
Exons: 4
Coding region: 129-437 (102 amino acids)
Biological process (GO): mRNA splicing, via spliceosome; P-body assembly
Cellular component (GO): precatalytic spliceosome; U4/U6 x U5 tri-snRNP complex; Lsm1-7-Pat1 complex
Molecular function (GO): RNA binding
Source: RefSeq, a predicted model, not a curated record
UCUCUCUCUCUCUCUCUCUCUCAAUGUGUUUAUUUCUGUGAGAGACUCCGCCUCCUCGGUAUUAACAUCGGCCGGCGGCCGGCGGCAGCGGGGGCGCAUGCGCGGGGAGAGUGACCCGGAUUCGAAUCAUGGCGGAGGAAGGAGAACAGCCGCAAACCACCAACACAGUUGAGGAGCCUCUCGACCUGAUCAGGCUUAGUCUGGACGAGCGAAUCUACGUGAAAAUGAGAAACGACAGAGAGCUUCGAGGAAGACUACACGCCUAUGAUCAGCAUUUAAACAUGAUUUUGGGAGAUGUUGAAGAAACUGUUACGACUGUAGAAAUUGAUGAGGAAACAUAUGAGGAGAUAUACAAAUCCACCAAGAGAAACAUCCCAAUGCUGUUUGUCCGUGGUGAUGGUGUUGUUCUUGUGGCUCCUCCGCUAAGAGUCGUUUAAACCCAGCCAAACUGAACAUUAUGGACUGAACUUCAACCCGUGAUUAUAUUUUUCAGUUGAUGGAGAGAAUGGUCUGAUAUUAUUUUUAUAAAACGUACCUCGACACUAGGAUGCGAAGGGAUCGUGUCUGUAGUUUAAUUUUAAGUGGAGUGUUCAGCUUGGACUCUUGUGAGAAGUAAAUUAAGUAUUUUUGUUCGAUUUAAUAAAGAUUGACCUUCAAAUUCUACAA